CGCAGUGUUUUGAUUUUUGACAAGUGCAGUCGACUCGACUUUCAGCUUCAGAUUAUCCACAACAAAGUGGGUUGGAUGGACCAUCAUGGGGAACUCCAACAGCCACAAGCGGACUGGAUGUACCAACAAAGUGGAGCACUGGUCGUUGAUCCAGAACACACCAGUAACAGGAGUCCUGCAGUCUUGUUCCUAUGGCAGAUGGAUAAAAACUCAGCGCACCAUUUGUGGUUAUGCAGAUUAUGCUGACUUCACUACUUGUCGUGAGUCCAGGAGAAGGUGUGGAGUACUUGCCAAACCUGACACCACAUGUGGGAGAUACUUUGUACCAAGUUUCAAAUCUAAAUCUGAAUUGCUUAUUGUGGAAAAACAGAAAUGGUAUGUUGGGAACUUUAAACUCCCACGUGUACCUGUUCCAGACCCACAAUGGGUCCGCCAUUCUCAACAUAAUCGGAAUCGCAGGGAAUGCAGUGUUAUUGCAUACAGCAAUGGACUUGUCGUUGUUCAGAUAAACACCAACAGGUACUACUUGUCACCAAAGUUCUAUAUACUGGACAUUGAAACAGGUCAGGUCAUAGGUCAUUUUCUGAUGUUCUAUCACUGUAGAAGAUGGUAUGAGAGCUAUAUUUCACCCAAUAAGCACAGGAUUCUAUUACGUCCUGACAGUCUCACAAGGGUGGUGGCUUUACCUGACAACUACCUGUUAGAAAAUGUCUAUGUUAAUCCUAACUCCAACUACUCUGGUCUGUCUGUAGGAACCAUCCCACCAAUAUUUCGUGCUCAUGUCAUGACAUUUAAUGCCUUAGCUGGUGACAAUAGAAUUGUCAUGGCAAAUCAGAAAGAUCUGGAAAUCCGCUCUGUAGAAACAUGGGAUAUUCUUUAUGGUGUUCAAAAUCUUGACCUUCCUACAAACAUACAACAAAUGAAAUCCAGUCCGCUUGGUGACUUCAUUGCUCUGCGCUGCGUUCACCCUGUUCAUUGUAAGGAGUACAGCGUCAAUGUAAUCGCUUUGCUCAACUUUCGGACUCUAGAUAUUUUGUUCAAAGUGGAUGUAUGUGGCUGCUACUGGCCAGUGUCAGAGGUUAUCAAUCUUCAAGUCUUCCCCUACUUUUCUCCUGGUGAGGCUUCCAUAUCACUAAUGAAGAAUUGUACCUAUCAUCGCAAAGUAGUCACAUACAAACUACCAAUACCCCGCUUGAAUCUGCAGUACCUGUGUCGAAGAGCAAUACUCCAUCUGACAAACUUUAGAGAUCUGAGCAAGUUGCCUCUUCCAAAGAAGAUCAUCAGCUUUCUCCAGGCCAAACCAUCUGUUAACAAGGGACAAACCAUUGUGAUUAUCCAGCCACAGAGAUAAUUGGUCUGCGUACCCAGGACACUGCCAUCAAUUAGCACCAACUGUAACUCUUCAGCUGGCACCAUAUAUAAGUGAGGAGACAAAAAGAACUGAUGUACACACAUAUAUCCUUCUGAAACUUUGUGUGUCUGUUAAACACUUGACAGUUUAUCUAACUUCAUAUUAUAACUACAAUGUAAGACAAGCCAAAUAACCAUUGCCUUUAAUUCUAUUUUUCAAAAUAUUUUGGCAGAUACCUGUAAUCAGGUAGGAAAGCAAUGUAUUUUGGUAGAGCCAGAUUUAACUAGAAUUAUAUAGUAAUUCAGAUUGGUUUGUUGGUAAUGUCUGUGCAGAGUAGAAGGCGGUGAGAUUAUGGGUUAUAUAUAUAUAUAUAUAUAUGUUUUAGUAUUUUAGUUUUAACGGUAUGUUAGAGGUUGUGUCUGACCAACAUUUUCUGAUUUAUUGUUCCUAUCAUGUUUUGUAGAUUUCAUCAUAUUAAUUAUGUCAGCUUUAUUCUUCAUCAUAUUAAUUAUGUCAGCUUUAUUCUUCAUAUUAAUUAUGACAGCUUUGUUCUAUUCUCAGAAUGGGAUCUGCAGCUACUUACUGACCGGCCACAUCACUCCUCAGAGUUAUAACAGAGUUAUCAAUUAGUAUCAGGCAUACACUGGUGAUGCAUUUUACAUUGUGGCUGUGGUCUCCCUACCAAAUUAUUAUUUAUACCAUCUGACAUAGUACUAGAUUAUUUCUUUAUUUUUUUCAAAUGUUUCACAGAUUGAUGAAAAAUAUCCUUUUAUAUAAGUGGAAUUUACUCUAUCGUGUAUGUAAACUAGAAUUGAAUCUCCUUAAUUGACUCCAUGGUGUAUGUAAACUAGAAAUGAAUCACCUUAAUUGACUCCAUGGUGUACAUAAACUAGAAUUGAAUCUCCUUAAUUGACUCCAUGGUGUACAUAAACUAGAAUUGAAUCUCCUUAAUUGACUCCAUGGUGUACAUAAACUAGAAUUGAAUCUCCUUAAUUGACUCCAUGGUGUAUGUAAACUAGAAUUGAAUCUCCUUAAUUGACUCCAUGGUGUAUGUAAACUUAUAUUGAAUCUCCUUAAUUACUGUUAUUUCUUUGGGUAUCCAAUUUGUGUAUUGACAGUGCUUUAUCUUCUUAAUGUUUCUUUUCUGUAAUAGGAACUAUAUAUGUUAAUUAUACUACUGUAGCUGUUUACUUGCCAAAAUUACAUACUUGUAGUAAACUCUCUCUCUUUUAUGAGUUAUGUUGCUUAAAUUAAACGUCUCUAUUAAACAUGAGACAAGAUAACAGGUUAGAGAUUGAAUAAUUAUAAGUUAAGUCAGGUUGAAUUUGUACAUUUCUAGUUGAUGUUCAUUUUUAUGAAUUAUUUUUUAAACUUAAAGUUCAACAAAUCUAAUUAUAUAUAUAAUUGUAUAUUUUAUAAUCAGCAUACAUAUUCUCUAAUAAUCAUUAGAAUUCAUUGCUUCAUUAGCUCAGUCAGUAGAGUAUUUGAUAAUAAAACCUCAGGCGAAGGUCUGAAAUGUGUAGUUCAACCCCAUCCAGGACAGUUUGCCUUUGUGAUCAAGAAGCAACGGUUGCAGACAGUAAUAUGCUGUUGUUGUCAGCUCAUGGUCAAGACACUUUACCCAAAUUGCUUUGAACAUUAUGGAACAGUCUUGCAUUAUAUUGUUCAAUGAGGUAGCCACCAGCUACUACAAGAAGAAAAUUGUGCUAUUAUUACAUCAUUUGGAUUAUACAUAUACAAAUUAAUUCACCAUUCUAUGGUUUAUAAUAAGUAAUAUCAUCACAUGUUUACAUCAUCAUUGAUUUAAUGUGACGUCACAACACAUCGGACAUCUGAAACAUUUAUAUAGGUACUACUGGUGUCAAUCCUACAGUCACCCUCAAGUCAUUACAGUUAGCUCCCUUUGUUUCACUCAUUGUCACAUUGUUGUAGACACUUUCAUAUUAUGUGCAUUGUCAUUAGAUUGACCCACAAGUCAUCAAUUUGCCUUCAUGACAAAGUUACAGUAAUAUAUAAACCUCAUUAGUACUUCGAGUCAACUUUGGGCUGUUAUAUUUUCUCUCAUCAUCAAGUCAGUACAUUCACCAUCAAGUUUUUAGGUUAUACCAGAAUAUUAGAUAAUGUAAAAUAUUUGAGAGAAUGUUUACAUCUAUGAAUAUGAGCCUUUAUAUUUUGAAGCUUGCCCGCUAUUAAUUUUGAUCCAUUGAAAGUUUUAAAAUAAGAAAUCAACAUCAUUUUGUCGGAAAUAUAAAUUGAGGUAUAUUGUAGAUGAAAGGCAGCAAUUUAAGCAAUACUCAUUACACACAUGGACAAGAAAACCAUUUUCAGAUUUUGACUUUUUAUAGCUAGGAAGUCAACCUGUAUAGUUGAUAUGUACCCAGUAGAUAGAUAGUUUCAAAUGUCAAAAAUUUAGAUAUUUGUUUAAGCAUGGCCAUAUUUUACUCAAACAUAAUUGUAUAAUAUUCUGCGGAUGAAGGUUUUGACAUUUUUACUUGUAUAUAUGUGUGUUAAUGUUUGAUUUGAAACUAGCUAAUGUUGAUAUAAUAUGUUCAUAAACUAGCUAAUGUUGAUAUAAUAUGUUACACCAUGGCCAUGAUGAACAUACCUGCUCUAAACUUAAUAGUUAGAAUUAUGGAUUUGGAGGCAAGUUUCUUUUAUCAAUUCACAAUCUAGAAGUUCCACUAAUGUUAUAAGUUGGACUGAAUGAUAUACUAUAUUAUGAAUUAUUACAGGAUGUUUAUAUGUUUUAUACAAAGCCAAUUUUAGCAAAUAGGGGAAAAUUAGAUUACAUUUUAUUGUAUUUGUGAUCUAAUAAUUAUGUUUACUAUAUCACUAACUUGUUGAAAAUGUAUUGAACUGUUACAGUAAAUAGUUAAAAUGGCUUUAUUAUAUCCCAGUUAACAAAUUGAUUUACUCUAGCUUCACUUGUGACAAAGACACUUUUAUUAUAGCUCUUAUAUAUUAAUCAUUUCUACUAAAAGUAGUGUCAAAAUCAGCAUUAGCCUCCCACAUCUCAUACAUUAGACUGGCUCUUGUCUCUAGAAUAUUAAAAUUAUAAAUAAAAUUGGAGAUUUAUAAUUUUGGUCUCUAGGAUAUUUCUAGAGACUCAAUCUAGUGGGAGAUAUGCUAGUGUAAGUACUCAGGGGUGGGUAGCCAGUCUUAUAUCUUAUAAAUAGAUGAAAUUUAUGUAGUUAUUUGUAUUACCUUAAUAUUGCAAUGGAUACCAUUUUGUAUUUUUAAAGUUGGCUUUAAUUUCAACAAUUAUUUUUCCAAAUUUCACCUCACAUACAGUAAAUUAUAGAACCUUUUAAAGACGAAUGGUAAACAAACACUAAAUAUAUGCCAUUUUUUACAGAUUUUGUAUGGAUUUAGCCAUAUGUUGGUGCUAGAAUACAAUGGCAAGUUAAUUAUAAGUGAACACAAAACUUACCUAUUAGUUACUAUCUUAAUUUCCACACAAAAAUAUCUUCAGUCUUUACUGUAGUAAUGUAUACAGACUCAAAAAACCUCUUCUCGGGCAUCGGAAGCUGCCUGUGAAUGAAAGUACAUCUUCCUAGCCAUGCCUUGAUAGAUUUUUAAUGUUAUCAGAUUUGGGGUUUAUAUAGAAGUACAGAGUAACAUUGUAUGUGUUGUAUAUUUGCAUAAAGAAAAAAACAAUUGCCAAAAAUUAUAUCAACAAUACCUUAAAUUAUAAUAGUGUGAAUAAGAGUGAUGAAGCAUGUUCCUGUCUGGAAAAAUAAUAAAUAAUGGAAUUUUUUCAUGAUCAUUCAAUCAGAAAUAAUAUAAUUAAACUGUCAAUUUAUUGUAUAAUGCGGGAGUAGUUUUUUUGUUAAAACGUUAAUUAUCAGCAGUUAUAAAGGAAUGAUAUUGAAUAUUUACUAAUAUUACAGGUAUGUGGUUAAAUUAAGUCAGCUCUGCAUUAUUUUUCUCUCCUCAAUUUUUAUACUACCCUAUAUGGAAAUAAGGUUCAAUUUUAGGGUAUGUAUAAGGUGACUUGCUAAGUCAGUAAGUUAUACCAUUGGUAUAUAAAAUACAUACAUGUAUUUGAAGUAUAAGAUUAUUGUCAACAGAUGAUAUACUCAGGAAUAUUAAUAUAUUAAAAAAAAACUUUAAUACAUUGAAAGUCCAUUUUCAUACAAUAAUAGAUAUUGUUUCAAUUUAAAAGAUAAUUUCUUUUAUUUUAUAUGAUUAAAAUCACGUUUUUCAUUUCAAUUAGGCACUUGCAUACUCUGUCAUAUAGAUAUCUAUGUAACAUAUGCUACAAAAAUGAAAUCAGAUAUCCAUGUAGCAUAUGCUACAAAAAUGAAAUCUGAUAUCCAUGUAACAUAUGCUACAGAAGUGAAAUCAGAUAUCCAUGUAACAUAUGCUACAUAAGUGAAAUCAGAUAUCCAUGUAACAUAUGCUACAUAAGUGAAAUCAGAUAUCUAUGUAACAUAUGCUACAAAAACGAAAUCUGAUAUCCAUAUGACAUAUGCUACAAAAAUAAAAUAAGAUAUCUAUGUAACAUAAUGCUACUAAAGUGAAAUCUGAUAUCCAUGUAACAUAUGCUACAAAAUGAAAUCAGAUAUCCAUGUAACAUAAGCUACAGAAGUGAAAUCAGAUAUCUAUGUAACAUAUGCUACAUAAGUGAAAUUAGAUAUCCAUGUAACAUAUGCUACAUAAGUGAAAUCAGAUAUCUAUGUAAACAUAUGCUACAUAAGUGAAAUCAGAUAUCUAUGUAAACUUAUGCUACAAAAAAGAAAUCUGAUAUCCAUAUGACAUAUGCUACAAAA
This is a messenger RNA of Pecten maximus, 6123 nucleotides long. RefSeq lists its product as uncharacterized. Gene Ontology annotation, biological process: intracellular signal transduction. NCBI's taxonomy places the organism in Eukaryota, Metazoa, Mollusca, Bivalvia, Pectinida, Pectinidae. The transcript is spliced from 2 exons. The record is from RefSeq and is a predicted model, not a curated record. The coding region runs from base 86 to 1351 and encodes 421 amino acids.